Messenger RNA from Heterotrigona itama, 5427 nucleotides. The record is from the annotation of a GenBank genome assembly. NCBI's taxonomy places the organism in Eukaryota, Metazoa, Arthropoda, Insecta, Hymenoptera, Apidae.
AUGUUAUCCAAACCUAAUUCACUUGAUGCUGAAUUAUUAGAAUUAUCAGAAUUACAGUUACUCGUUUCAUCCCAUUUAUCAUCAUUUACAGUUACAUUUUUUGUUUCGGUGGUUACAUUUUCCAUAUUAGAUAAUGAAUUAUAUAAAACAUUAUUCUCUGACUUAAUACUUUUAUCUCGAUUUAUGAUAUCUGAAUGUUCUAAUAAUUUAUCUUUUUGUCCUUCACGUUUAUUUUUAUUUGAUUCCUUAUUACAUAAUUCAGUUUGUAUUACUAUCAACAAUUUAUCAAAUGAAAAGUUAUUUAAACUCUCUAAUUUUUGUAUUAAAUUACACUUUCUAGUCUCAUCAAUAAAUGCGACAAAACUUACUAUUUGUAACAAGUUUUCUCUAGGAUAAGGAUUUGAAUGUAAAUACUGUAAUGCAUUGAGAUAAUCUUUUCUAUCUGUUUUAGAGAUCAUGAGAUUUGGCAUAUAUGAAUCUAAUUGAGUAGGAUAUGGAAAAUAUGCAAUAAAUUUUUCUUUGCAUUUUCGAUGGUAACUUUUGAAAUUUUCUAUUUCUUUAUAUAUUUCUAAUAUAUUUUCAUCUAUAGAAGUUCUAAAAUAUAAAUAAGUAUCAUCUAUUUCAUCAUCAUUUCGUAUUUCUGGAUAAAUACAUAAGAGAGCUUGCUUUUGUACUUUGUAAAACACCUUGAGCAUUUCAAUGUGUUUUUGAUAUAUGAACUUUUGUAUAGAUUUCUUUACAGAUUCCAUUGUAUUAUUUAAUAAUUUAAUUUCAAAAUCAAGUUUUUGUUUCCAAAUAAAUACUUGUUUUAAUAGUAUUUCCUCGUCGUUUAAACACAAUUCAUCAUAAAAUGUAUUAAAAUUUUGUAUAUAUUUUAAAAGGUAAAAGUUCAGUUCUUCUAAAACAAAAGUAUCUUCACUAUCUUGAGCAUCAUUUGAGAUAAUUGUAACAUCACUAUUUUCCUGACUUUUCUUGUUUGAAUCAUCUAUUUUGUAAAUUUUAUUAUAUUUAUUAUUUUCCAUUGUAUUCUCAGAAUGUAAAUCAGUAUUUACAUAAUUAUAAUAAAGAGAAGAUUUUUUUGUAUUUUUAUUUUGAAAAUUAUACUUUACGAAUUCAAUAAUUGUAUCAGUGUUAGAAUUUGAUAAAUUAUCUCCUUGUAUAUCUGAUAAAUCAACUUUAAAUAUCACAUUUUUAUUAUUUUUCUGCCAAUUAGAAAGAUUAUUUGUCAAUAUAUCCAGUGUGAAACUAUGUAAAACUUUCGGCUUAGAUUCACUAUAUGAUGUAGAUAUACUCUCUUUCUCCUCUUUUUUAGUAUUUUCAGAUUCAUUUAUUAAAUUAAUACUUGGCACAAAUAAAGAAUUAACUUUUAUUUUAUUUUGUAAGUUAGGCAUAUUUCUUGAACAGAAAAGAUUAAUUAUAUUAUUCUUUGCUUUUUCCAUAUUAGAAAAUUGUUUAUUAUCUGCAACUUCUUUAUUUAUAUCAUUUACUGUUUUAUUAACUUCUGACUUUAUAUUAUUGUGUAUUUCUCUAUUCACAGACAAUUCACUUAUAGCUUCAGUGACAGGCUCAAUAUCAAAUUGACUUUUAUCAUCAUCAUACUUUGCAUAAAUUUUUUCAAAUUUUGUACUGGAAGCAGUCCAUAUAUCAUUUGGAUAUUCUGAAGGAAGUUUCAGUACAUAAAAAUUUGGGCCUCCAACAGAGUUUAAUAAUCGUUCUAAUAUUUCUAAUUCAUUUUCUGCAAUUAUUGUUAUGGAAAGCCCAUAAGAUCCAUAACGUCCUGCUCGUCCUAUUCUAUGUAAAUAUGUUGGUGCAUCUAUGGGUAAAUCAAGAUUUACAACUAAAUUCACAUUAUCUGCAUCAAUGCCUCUUGCAGUUAAAUCAGUUGUUACCAUUAUUUUACAUUUAAAAGUCUUUAAUUUAUUAAUUGCUUCCAGUCUUUUAUUCAUAUCCUGAUUUCCAGCAAUAAAAGUUGCUUUAAAACCCAUAGUAUUAAUUUUGUUACAUACAGAUUGAGCUCUAUAAAAGAUAAUGUAUUUUAAAUAUAAGCAUAAUAUUUUAAAAAGUGUAAAUAACAGAAACUAGAAUACCUUGUUUGAUAAUUUGAGAAAACUAAACUUUGUUUGAACGGAACUUUGUUAAAUAUUUUUAUUAAUUCGUCUAUUUUUAUUUGAACCUAAAAUUUGAUAAUAAUAUUAUAAUAUUUAAUAUGAUAGAUCAGUUAUAAACUGAUAUGACAUAUUAUAAACUGUUAUAAACUGAUAUGACAUAUAUUAUUACAUAAAAUAUUAAAUCAGACCUGUUUCAUAGCAUUCGGAUGAGAAGGAACAAUUGUUACAAACUGCGUGAGUCCAAGAAGUAUUGGUUCAUUAUUAUCUGGAGAUAUUAAAACAGGGGAGCACAUAUAUGCCUGUAAAAAUACUUCCAAAUCUCCUGGAUAAGUGGCACUUGAUGCUAUAACUUGUUUACUUAGUGGUAAUUUUGAAAAGAUGUAGCUGAAAAUUUUAACACACUAUGAAUAUUAACACUAUGAAUAUUUUUAUGUUUUCAAUAAAUUUAAUUUAUAUUUCAUUAUUAUACAAACUUAAUAUCUUUCUGAAAACUUAUUUCCAUUAAUUUAUCUGCUUCAUCAAGAAUAAAUAAUCUAACAUUUUCAACUUUUAAAAAUCCUUUAUCAAUUAAGUGUCUAAUUCUGCCUGGGGCACCGACAGCUAUAUGACAAUUAUUCAAUUUCUUUUUAUCACUUUCUAUAGCUGUUCCUCCUAUAAAUACUUCAACUUUCAAACCUAAAAUAUAAAAAUAAUUUUAUCUUGUACUUCUAAUUUAUCAAUCAAAUAGAUAAUUAAAUUUUAAGGAAAAAUUUACCUUUUAUUUCGCAACCUACAGAUGAAAAGACUUGUGCAAUUUGUACUGCAAUUUCUCUAGUAGGUGCCAAUAUUAAUACUUGUACAGACGAUACAUUUACAUCAAUCAUUUCAAGUGAUAUUAUACAAAAUACUAAAGUUUUACCAGUCCCAGACUUGGCACGUACUAUUAAAUCUGUAAAGAAGCACGUAAAAAAGAACUAAAGAAAAAUAAAAAACAAAGACAAUUAGUACGUGCUGCUGUUUUAAAGGGCAAAGAUCCUGCACAAAUCAUUGAAGAAAUGGAAAAAAUAGAUCAAAUGGGCAAAAGAUGAUCAAGAAAAGUGGGCUGAGUUAAAAGAACAGUUAAUACAGUAUGAACGUAGAAGAAUAGAUCUUGUUUCUUAUUUUGAAGCUGUAAGACAUGCACAACAAGUACAAGUUGAUGAAAUUCCAUUACCAUCAGCUGGCAACGAUAUAUCUCGAAUGUACUCAGGUUCUUUAACUUCACAAAUACCUUUACCAGAUAUGCCACAACCACCAGCACAUAUGUAUCCUCCUCAUCCACAUUACAUACCACAACAUCAUCCCCUUAUGAACAUACCGAUACCACCAAGUAUUUUAAAAAAAACAAGUGCAUAUGCAACAUCCCCUUCUAUACCUACAUUAGCACCUAAUAAAGAACCACCUGGUGUUCCACCUUUUCCACCUCCAGAUCUAUCAAGUGAUGAUGAAGACAUAUCUGAAAAGACUAAAGAAUCAACACCAAAAUCGAGAACAAUUCGAUUCGCGGAUGACAAAGAAGAUAAUAAACAAGAAUCAGAUAGUAAAGAUAAGGACGUUGAGAAAGAAAAAGAAAAAGAAAGAGAUAUAGCUAAAGUAAAACCAACUACUCUGCAACAGAAAAUGUUAGCAAUGGCAGGACAAGAUAUUGAUCAAUUUAUGCGUGAAAUGGAAGUUGUCCAUAAAAAGCGGGAAACUGAACGAGCUCAAGAUUUAAAUGCAAGAUUAUCGUUAUUGGAAGCAGAAAAUGAAUCUAAUUCAAAGUCUAAUAAUAAAUCUAGUAAUAGUAAAAUAGAAGAAGAAGAUUUAGAACCUCCGGGAGCAUCAGAGCAUUCAUCAAAUCAUAAUCAACACACAACAUCACAUUCUCAUUCUCAACAUACUCAACCACACACAAUGCCUCCUAUGGGAUUGCCACCUCCUCCUUUAAUGUACAGACCACCACCACCACCAUUACAUUUAAGGAUGCCUCCACCACCACCACCUCGUAUUGGACUUCGAUUACCUCCUGGUCCACCACCAGGAAUGCCAAGAAUGUUAAGACCUGGCCCACCAAGUAUGCCAAGAAUGCCUCCUCCACAAAUGCAAAUGCCAAAUCUAUCAAAUAUGACAAAUAUAGGAAAUCCUCAGAUGCAGGCACAAUCAGGAACAGGAUCACAACCUAAAACACCUAAUGUACUUUCUGCUGCACCACAGUUAAUUAAUCGAAAAGAUAAAGAUGUUAAAAGUACUACAACUAUUGAAGCAAAACCACAAAUUAGAAAUUUAGCAGCUGAUGUUACAAGAUUUUUACCAACUUCCCUUCGCGUGAAAAGGGAUGAUAAGAAGAAACCAAGUACUUUAUCAAGACUUUCAGAAAGGAUACCAGAAACACAACCAAUACGAAUUACUCAACCUAAAACUAAAGAUGAUGCGUACAUGCAGUUUAUGCAAGAAAUGGAAGGAAUUAAAUGUGUAAAAAAAUACUUUUAUAUUCUGAAACUAAUUAUAUUUGAAGUAAUCUAACUUAAACAUGUAUACAAGAAGCAGACAAAGUCAAGGCUAUGCCAACAGAACUAGUAGCUAUACAAAAAUACCGAGGAGGUCUAUUCAGCCAGGGACUAGUUCGUCAGUUACCCACAUAGCAUAGCCUGCCGUAGGCCAUAUUUUUAAUAACAUACUGAACUGAUGUUUAUAUAAUAUAAACAAAAAUAAUAUUAGUUAUUUUUAAUAAUUAUAUUUUGGAUACGAAUUACAAAAUUAACUUAUUUUAAUAGAUUUAUAUAGAUUUUUUUAGUAGACAUAUAUAUAUUUAAGAUGAAAUGUUAAGAUUUAAUAAUUAUGAAACAUAAAAAUAGAUCAUAUUAAUUUUACAGUUUUCUAUUCAUUAAAUUUUUAUUUAUAAUUUUCAUAAAUAUGAACAAAGUUUACAUAUAAUAUAUUGUAAAACUAUAUUUAUUAUAGAUAUAAAUCACAUAGUGAUAAAACUUUUACUUAGAUUUCUGUACUUUUUUUUUAAUGUUUAUUAUAUAUAAACUCAGUUCAGUUAUACAUAAAGAAAUAUCGGCCACAAAGAUAAUUUGGUUGGUAUGAAUUAUGGGGGUAGCAUUAGACAUUCAUGUGCAUAUGCGAUGCUAGACCUUGGUGGGAUAGCACAACCGUACAGGUUCCUUGUGUAGCGGCGACCCACCCUAUGUUUUGCAGUACAGUCAGCAAGGCAGUUUUCAAGCAACACAACCUCUUCCAAAUCAACAAAGUAAUUACAAACAAGGAAGUGCACAAAAUUCACAACAAUUUAAACCGCAGCAGCAGCAGCAACAACAAC